Messenger RNA from Ornithodoros turicata, 1355 nucleotides. RefSeq lists its product as uncharacterized. The record is from RefSeq and is a predicted model, not a curated record. The coding region runs from base 148 to 1302 and encodes 384 amino acids. Lineage: Eukaryota; Metazoa; Arthropoda; Arachnida; Ixodida; Argasidae. The transcript has 9 exons.
UACGCGCAAUAGCAGUCUCAUCACACUGGGCAGCUAAAAUGGCGCGUUUCGUGAAUCACGUAAAUGUGCGCUGUAGAAGGAGCUAUGUUAUUAUGAUCUUUGCAAACUCAAUUUAGGUUGAAUGGAAAUGCGCAGAAAUCGUUGAGGAUGGAAGUUGACCUCGAUGACGACGUCAUCUGUGUAGAAGAACUGCCAUUGAAUUCUAUCUGUAAGAAACUCUUGGAGCAAAAGCAAGACUCCUGCGUUUUGAGCCAAUAUGAAUGUGUCCUUCGCGACUUGGAAUUUGCGUUCGUCGAACUGAAAACUCUGAAUGACAUUCCUGUCUUAUUACCUGAUGCAAUACAACUACUGUCGUCUGUUUCCAAAGCGGCCAUCUUCCAUCUGCUGUCGAGAUCUGCUGUUGAAUCGUACAUUAACUGUCUGCUAACUCUACAUAUCUUGGCGGUACGCGAACAGUCGGAGCUUGUGAAGCGAUGGGUUUCUCAUUGCUUUCAGCGCUGCCUGUCGUGUAAGACGGAACUUGGUCAAGGAAAAUUUGUCCCGAAGUGUUCUCCGGAUAUAUUCCAGCUGGCAGGUCUGCUAUGCAAGCUAGAAGAAAAAAAGCAGGGAGUUCCGGCAGCUGCCAUCUCGGCAUUCCUGAGGUGCGCCCUUCGAGUCUUGGAGAACCACUCGAUUUAUGCUGACAAAGCCCUUCACGAAAUUAUUGGAGCCGUGAGCAGCUUAGCACGAAGCAACAAUCGCGUACUCCCUACAGCUGUCAUUGAAGCUUUGUGCGAUCUCUUUCAAAAAGGACGACUUAAGUUAGACACGCCGCUGGCAAGGAGCCUGCUCGAAGCUUCUCCCACUGUCCUCGAAAGGCUAAUACUCCUCCGUAUCUUGCAGCAGUUGAACUCCGGUGCAGACGCUCCUGCUGGCGAUGCCCAACUUCUUGGUCGCUUUGCUGACUGUAGCGUGAGGUCGUCGUAUAUAUUCAGGAGGUGCCUGUCCAUCCUGCUGACAAUACACAGCAAGUCAUCCCAGGAGAGUCGCAUUCGAGAAAUCACACUGGGGUUCCUGCAGGACGUAAAAGCCAAGCUUGACAGUGAGAGCUGGGUGCUUCUCUUUGAUGAAGAUCUUCAACCCUUGAUUAUAAUGUUGCAGCUUCCUUGGGAAGGGUUUGGAGAAAACCUCAAAACACAGUAUGGCCUCGAACUUUCCCAGCUGGCUUUGAGGAUGCUCGAGAGCAAUGUCCUGGAUACUGGAAGCUUAAGUGUGAUCUUGCACAUUUACCCCCCUUGCAUCAGACAGUACUGUAAUUUAUGAGAGAGUCUAAUGAUGCUAUAUAUUGUACAUAAAUAUAUUUUUAUGCAUAUUUA